Messenger RNA from Tetranychus urticae (two-spotted spider mite), 2183 nucleotides. RefSeq names its product lachesin. Lineage: Eukaryota; Metazoa; Arthropoda; Arachnida; Trombidiformes; Tetranychidae. The record is from RefSeq and is a predicted model, not a curated record. Gene Ontology annotation, cellular component: neuron projection.
UUAGGUUUAAGAUUUCAUUGCAUUUGUGCACCAUAACUUAUAUAAACAUAUGAUUAUAUUAAUGUAAUUUGAUUUAAUUUUACUUGAAAUAUUAGACUAGAGAAUUUGUAAAUCGUUAAUAAUUUACUGUAUAAGUUAGCAACAUUUUUGUCGCUGGGUUCUGGUGAUAACUGUUAAACCGGAAUUUCACUGGUUAAAGACCGCGCCUACAUUUUUCAGAUGAUUUCAGUUGCUGUUAAAAUGAGUUGGUAACCACAACUUUACAACAACUUUUUGCCUUUAUUUUUUACUAAUUUGUCUAUAUUAAUUGUUUAUUAGUUAAUAAUUCAACUAUUUAUAUUGUUACUUUUCAAUAUCUAGAAACAUUUUUAUAUUUCUAAAUCAUUCUUUGCCAUUUUGAAGCGAUGUCUUUUUUUAAAGCUACUAAAGUGAAUUUUGCCUUUUUUUGUUUAUUGUUUAUCAAUUUUACCAAUUUAAUUGGAACCACAUUACAUCCAGCUAUCAGCUUUAUUUCACAUGAAAAGGUUGUUAUGGUCGGUGAUACAGUUGAUUUACAAUGUGCCAUCCAAUAUCCCAAAGAUUACCCAGUUAUUUGGGCCAAGAUUGACCAUCAAGAUCCGAGAAACUUCUUGUUCAUUUCAAAGAAUGCUGGUCUCUCUAUACCUGACAACAGGUACUCUAUCCGUCAUGAUGAUGCUAGUUACACUUAUACACUUCAACUGUCUAAAAUCAGAGAGACUGAUUCUGGUACUUACCAAUGUCAAGUAAUUACUGGUACCACCAGUCGAGUUACAGCUGAGGUAAAUGUCACAGUCAGAGUACCUCCGACAAUCAUUGAUAACAGCACCCGAGUCGUAACAACUUCUGAAGGAGCAACUAUUGAAUUGGAAUGCUAUGCAACCGGGCAUCCAAAACCCAUGAUAAGUUGGCGAAGAGAAAAUAACGAAAUAUUACCUACAGGAAGUGCAGUAUAUUUUGGAAAUAUUUUGUCAAUUCAUAAUAUUACCAAGGAAGAUCGAGGAACUUACUAUUGCAUUGCUAAUAACAGUGUGGGGACUGAAGCUAAGCGUAAUGUUGGUGUUCGGGUUGUUUUUUCACCCCAGAUUUCAGCUCCAAUCGACACUUAUCGCCAAGCUUUUGGCUAUACUGUGGAAUUGGAAUGUAUUUCCGAAGGAUAUCCGGCUGUUGACGUUUAUUGGUUGAAAGAUCAUUAUCGUUUAAAUGAUGCUUCAAACGUAGAGAUUAGCACAGUGAAAACUACUAGUGAGGUAAUAUCUUCAACUCUUCGGAUUGGAUCCUUAAAACCCGAAGACUUGGGUAAUUAUGUUUGUCAAGCAACUAAUAAACACGGAUCUGCGUCUAAAACGAUCAGAGUUGAAGAAAGUCCCACACCUGUCUAUUCGCAUGCUUAUUUACCAUUAGCUUCCUCAUCAGCUAAUAUCAAAGUAUCGUUUAUAUUGGCCGUUCUCCUUGCAUUAAUAGCUGUGGAAUCAAGAUUAGAUUCAUUUUAGAAUCUUUGACUUGCAUAAUCUCAAAAUCGACAAAUCAAAAUAAUUUUUGACUCAAAGGAAGUAGUUCCUUGCGCCCAUUUCAAUUCACUAACAUUUAUGCUAACUGCAAUUGUUAUCAAGACGUGUUCAUUCCAUGGGAACCUGUUACCAGAUCGUUUCUGUUUAUCUACAAUUUGGAAAUAUUUCUCAGCGAGAAAAUUAUCAGCAUUCCUCACCAAGCACAAUAUCUCAAACUAUCGAUGACUAUUAUCGGUACAAUUCAAAAUUACUUCUAUUAUUCCAAUUUCCUGAUGAAAAUACAUCCUCAAUAAGACCCGUUGGUGGUUAUUUGCAAUGGACUCUGAACAGUUUGAUUAUGGAUCUAAUAUUAGCAUCUAAUUUUUUCAUUUUCUUUGUUCCCACGUAUCUCAUCUCUCAAGAAUCUUUAUAUCAUUAUUUAAACUGUUUCGAAUCAUUACAUCUUUAUAUUCACAAAUUGGUCAUGUUUCUUGUUUCCAAUUUAUUGUUUUUCUAAUUGACUCCAGCCAUCGAAUCUCAACUCUUGUAUCACUUCAUUAUUGUAAAAUUAAAUUCAUCCGAUUCAAUUUCGAAAUAGAAAAGCUGAACCAAAGUAAUAGAUUAAUUACCGAAGCUAUCAGCAAAAUUCAAUAAAUAACAAUUUAAACAAUACAA